Molecule: messenger RNA, 1914 nt
Organism: Sorghum bicolor (sorghum)
Lineage: Eukaryota; Viridiplantae; Streptophyta; Magnoliopsida; Poales; Poaceae
Product: UPF0481 protein At3g47200
Exons: 3
Coding region: 233-1759 (508 amino acids)
Source: RefSeq, a predicted model, not a curated record
AGUUGCAGCAACCCUGCCCGUCCUGCUUUUGAUAAGGAUGGGACGAUGUUCCAUAAUUGGGAAUGGAGUGAGUGAUACACCGGGUAAUACAGUAAUAUAGAGUCAGUCUUGGCCUAAAUUAGUAGGGACCGGGGAGUGAUAGUGUGUUGUCUCUCUAUGUCCGUCCGUCCGUCUUCCUCCUCAGUCCAGCUUAUGAGAGCCCACCCAUCGCCUCUCCUCCAAGUACUCAUCCAUGUCAGGCGCGCUUGCACAUCCGGCUUCGUCGUCACAAGAUCAUCAGCAAAUGUGUGCGAAUUCCAAUUCCAACAGUGGUGACCAGAACGACGACGACGACUACGUCGUUGAUAGCCACAUCGUCGAACUCUCCAAGAUCAUCGAUCGUGAAAUACGUAGCAACACCUGGAAAAGUAGGUCAUCUCAUUCAGAGACGAUCUUUCGUGUGCCCAAGCCCAACAACGAGAAUGCUGGCGACAGGAUGAUGAGCACAUACCAGCCGGCAUUCCUAUCCAUAGGACCAUACCACGUCAACGCCACUGAAGAAAUGCGACGCAAUGAACAGGGCAAGCUUUCUGCGCUGGACCAGUGCAUCCCGCGAGGUAGCCGGCCAUCGGUUCUUGAGUACACCCAGGCAGUGAAAUCCAUGGAGGCCGAGGCGAGGCGCUGCUAUGAAGGCGACGUCGGGAUGGACUCCAACGCGUUCUGCAGGAUGCUGCUGCUUGAUGCAGUCCAACUGAUACUGCUGUUGGAAUUCUUCGGCGGUUUUUUCGCGGCGGACGACGACGACGACGAAGCUGCAUCUCCGUCGUCGUCUCCAUGUCAACAAGCAGCAGGUUGCAGAAUUAGAACUCGGGACACGAUCAUGACCGUUCAUGACCUCAUGAUGCUGGAGAACCAGAUCCCGUUCUUCGUGGUCGAGAAGAUAUACGAGCUUCAGAAUGGGAAUAAUGCUGCUGCCAUGAGACCCGUCCGUAGGCUAGCCUGGGAAGCCAUCAGGAACAUGGUUGGUGGAGUCCCGUCGUCGGCGCCCAACGACAACGACCUUCACUUGCUGGAGUUCCAGCAUUUGGUCCAUGUGUGCCAUGUCUAUUUGAAGCCAACGUGCCUAAACAUUGAUGCGCCCACGGAGAUUCUGAACAAGAAGACGGCGGGCAAGUACGGAAGAUUCCGGCGAGCUACGGAGUACUACGAGGCCGGCGUGACGUUCCGGCGGUGGUGCUCGUCGGAAGCGGGAUCGCAGCGCCGCCGCCGGCGGCCCGUGCUCGACGUGGCGUUCAACAACGGAGUCCUGUCAGUAGCGCUGCAGGACAUCCACGAGAAUACCGGCUACAUCCUCCGGAACGUCCUGGCGUACGAGCAGAAGUACAACCGGACGGCGAUGAGCCCCGACACCAGCUACGUCACGGCGUACGUGGUGUUCAUGUCGCAGCUCCUGGGCAGCGCCGAGGACGUGGCGCUGCUGUCGAGGCACGGGGUCAUGGAGCACCUGCUCGGCGACGACGGCGAGGUGUGCGCGCUCUUCCGGGGCCUCGCUGACGGCCUCGCCUUCGACCCCGUCAGCGACCACUACCUGAGUCCGGUCGAGGUGGCGCUGCAGGAUCACUGCCGCCACCGCCGCUACAGGUGGCGCGCCUGGAUCGUCAGGCACCGCUUCAGCAACCCGUGGCUGGUGGCGGCGUGGCUCUUCGGUGGCUCUGCUGUGCUGUGCACCAUCGUCCAGACAGUCUUUACUGUACUCUCUUACCUGCAGCAACCACACUAGGAGCCUGUUUUCAUGUCGUUUUAGCCAACAGUAUUUUUCAUUAUAAAAAAUCAGCGAACAAUACUUUUUGUUUGUCUUAUAAGCUGUAUUUUUUUAGACAAGCAAACAAUAUUUUUCACUCAUAAUAAAUCAGCAAAAACAAAGUUUUUUUUGAA